Molecule: messenger RNA, 4374 nt
Organism: Ostrea edulis (European flat oyster)
Lineage: Eukaryota; Metazoa; Mollusca; Bivalvia; Ostreida; Ostreidae
Product: alpha-N-acetylglucosaminidase-like
Exons: 23
Coding region: 96-2486 (796 amino acids)
Source: RefSeq, a predicted model, not a curated record
UUUUUAUUUUACACAGUAAAGUCACAUGAUACAAACAUCCAUCACAUGAUUAAAUAUAAAAUAAGAGCGAAAAAGGAUAUUUUUGGAAUGCUAUCAUGAAGUCAAGGAACCUUUUUCUUCUGUUCAUUAACUUGAUCUUGGUGAAUUGUAAAGAUUUUGAGUCCUUGUCACACUUAAAAUCAAAAGUGUCCGCAGGAAAACAAGAAGAGGCAGCCAUAGACUUAUUCCAGCGAGUUCUAGGACUGAGGGCUGGUGACUUCAGGGUCAAAGUCCAGUCAGAUCUGGGGCCGAAAGAGAAAGACACAUUUAUAAUCAACACCCAGACAAAUGAUGUUGAGAUUACGGGGACAACAGGUGUGGCCGCUGCAAUGGGACUGUAUUAUUACCUGACUAACUACUGUAACUGUCAGAUCACCUGGGGAGGGAAACAGCUGGCCAUCCCCUCCCCCCUCCCCAAGGUGGAAGGGGGCAAUAUCAACAUCACAACAAAUGACAAGUUCCGGUUCUUCCAGAAUGUGUGCACCGUGAGUUACUCGUCGGUGUGGUAUAGGUGGGAACAGUGGGAAUCAUACAUUGACUGGAUGGCUAUGAGAGGGAUCAACAUGGCACUGGCCUUCACCGGCCAGGAAGCCAUGUUCCAGAGGGUCUAUAUGGGUCUUGGGUUUACAAUGGAAGAUCUGCAGAGUCAUUUUGGUGGACCAGCAUUUUUAGCAUGGUCCCGGAUGGGUAACAUGCAUGGCUGGGGAGGUCCCAUUACGCAGAGCUGGAUAGAUGAUCAACUGAUUCUACAGCACAAAAUCCUGGGGCGGAUGCGGUCCCUAGGUAUGAUCCCUGUUCUGCCGGGGUUUGCUGGACAUGUCCCUGAGGCAACAGUUCUGCGAUAUCCGAAGGCUAACCUGUCCAGACUGCCCGACUGGGCAAGUUUUAACCAAUCCUACUGCUGUAAUUACCUGCUAGACUUCAAUGAUCCUCUGUUUAUGAAGAUAGCAGUUCGUCUUAUUAAAGAGAUGGAGUUUGAGUUUGGAGUAGAUCAUGUGUACAGCGUGGAUACAUUUAAUGAAAUGGAACCACGAUCGAAUUCCACGGAAUAUUUGGCUCUGUCAGGUCGUACUAUUUACAAGAGUUUAAAAGAAGCAGACCCUAAAGCCAUAUGGUUGAUGCAGGGAUGGCUAUUUAUAGAUGAGGGCUUCUGGAAGCCUCCCCAGAUGAAGGCCCUGUUGACUUCGAUUCCACAGGGAGAGAUGAUCAUCUUGGACUUGUACUCGGAGAUUAUUCCUAUCUUCACAAGAACGGACUCGUACUAUGGUCAGCCUUUCAUUUGGUGCAUGCUACAUAACUUUGGGGGCACAAUGGAGAUGUAUGGGGCCCUGAAACUUAUCAAUGAGGGUCCCUUCAAUGGUCGGGCAUAUCCAAACAGUUCUAUGGUGGGAUUGGGGAUGACACCAGAAGGAAUUUUCCAGAAUGAGGUCAUUUAUGAAUUCUUCACAGAAAAUGUCUGGAGAAAAGAACCCCGAGAUGUGUCCACUUGGAUUAGCAAGUAUGUUUUGAACAGAUAUGGAAGGACAAACAAAUUUAUAGAUUUGGCCUGGCAGUAUCUAAAGCUUGGUAUUUACAACAACAGUGACUAUCUCCAUGACAACAGCAUAAACAUCAUAGUAACGACCUUGCCCCGGAUGGCUCCCUUGAUUCAGCAGGAUGUGUGGUAUAACCCUGAGGAUCUGUAUGUGGCCUGGGACAUAAUGACCUUGAGUCUGGACGAUUUCAGCAACAGUUCUCUUUUCAUGUAUGAUAUUGUUGACGUAUCCCGAAACAGUCUGCAGAUCUUGUCCAUUAAAUACUACACGGACUUAGUGUAUGCGUUUGGUCGUGGUGACAUCACUGCCGUACAAUCCCAUGGGGACCAGCUACUGGGCUUAUUACGUGACAUGGACACAUUACUCGGGUCUGAUUCUCACUUCCUGUUGGGACACUGGAUAAAAUCAGCCACAGACAAUGCUAUAGACAUGCAGGAUAACUGGUUCCUACAGUUUAAUGCCAGGAACCAGAUUACUUUGUGGGGUCCAAGAGGGGAGAUCCGGGACUAUGCCUGUAAACAGUGGUCAGGACUCAUCAAGGAUUAUUACUUGCCCCGCUGGGACAUCUUUGUGAAUUACACGUUGGAUAUUAUGUUACAUAACAAAACAUACAACGCUACCGAGCUGGAUAUAAUGAUCUACGAUAAAGUGGAGUUUCCAUUCAGUUACAGACUGGAUCAGUACCCCACAGAACCUCAAGGUGACAGUGUGGCCAUUGUCAAGUCCCUACACAAAAAGUACCGACCAGAUACAAUGUCCGAGUUCUUCCAAACACUGCAGAAAGCUACUGCGGAAAGGCACAGAAAGGACAGGCGAAACUGGAGACAGCGAAAAUACGGCUCACGGACAAAAACGUGGAAAAAACACAACACGCCGUAUAAUCCACAACUACAUCUCGUCAUUAAUAAAUAAUCUAGUGCUGAAUCUGUAGUGCUGAGAGGGGCGGCAUUCUACUGGAGGAACACGUGUGCUAAAACAUUGAAAUUAGUAGAAAUUUUUUUUUAUGUUUUGCUGUACAAAUUGUAUGAAUUGGUUUUUAGAUGCAUCUUGCUUUAUAAGUUGUGUGAUUCUGUAGACAAUCUUUUUUAAUUAGAUUAGACAGGAAACAUCAAGUCAAUUUACAAAUGCUUUUUAUGUUUGGUCUCGGAUUAUUUUUUGUGUACAUAUGAAAUAUUAGUUACAACAUCUGUAUACCUACAGUAUAUCUACAUGUUAAUGUAGCAGUUGAAAAUCUGGGGCGCGUUUUACAAAAGAAUUUACGACUUACCACAAACUUUACAUACUGAAAUUUUCCAGUUUAUUGUAUAUCAUUCACUCCAAAUUCAAAGUAUUUUGUAAAGAAAAAGUUCAAAAAUUUAGCCUCAGAAAAGUUUUAAUUCAUUCAUUUAAAGGAAUAACUCUGUAAUACAAUUUAAGACUUGCGACUUUGUCGUAAGUUGUUUUGUAAAACGAGCCCCUGGAUACUAUUUUUGGAUAGAAUAGCUAGCAGAAUCAUUGAUGAGAAUCCUGUGAUGAGUAAGUCUUGUGACUGAAGUAAGAUUUGUGUCCAUGUUGGCAGCACUUUGUAUAGUGUCCGUAUAGUGAUGAUAAUCUGUGAUAAAUGUAUAAAGAGAGACGAUGUAUUAGUAUUGAUUUAUAAGGGCUCAUUGUAGUGAUUGAUGAUGAUUCUAUUAAUUAUUUGAUAAUGUAUAUUGAAAGAGAAAUUGUUGAACCUUAAUGACAUGGAGUAGGUUAUAAAUGGUUUUGAGUUGUACGUUAAUGUAACCAUAUUACAGUUAAACAUUCACAGAUGUUCAAUAAUACACAAUUUAUUUCAUGGAUGGGUUUUUCCAUCUCUCUUUAAAUGUCCGUGAAUAUAAAAUAUGAAUUUGAAGUUUAUCUCACCCAGGUUUUAUAUUUACGGAGCAUGUAAAACUUCUGUUCACUCCACCAAUAACUGUACGGGUCACUACAAAAAGCAGAAUUCUUAUACUGAAUUCUUUUGUCUAGAGUUUUAAAGGCUUUUAAAUUCUCAUCAAAUUCAAACAUUCCAAUUUUGCUUUGCUUCAGCUUCAUUUUAUGAAAUGUCUUCCGCUGAUCACAGAGCUCAAAUUUUGAGGAGCUUCUCAGCUGAGAGUCUGUCUGUGAUGGGAAUCUGUCUGCCUGUUAUUAAGUUUCAUGUGACUAGUCCAGAAGAGCAGAGCCAAUUUCAAACUUAAUACUGCUGCAUACAGAAAGCAAUGUUUUAGAAGAUAACAAGGCCAGGGUUUGUGAAAUGUUUGUUUAUUUGUGCUUUUAAAAGUUUAGAGCCUUGGGGAUUGCAAUAGUACUUUGUCUAAGGUUUUAUAUAUAGACCAAUAUUAUUUGGUGUAGAUUCAAGGUCAGAUGACUUUGGCAGUUUGUCAAUUUAUGCCUUUUAGUUUGUGUGACUAAAAAUAUUAGCAGUGUGGCCUCUUGUAUAUUAGAUAAUGAAUUGAAUUGCAGAUAGAAUAUUUUUUUUAAAUUCUAAAUCUCGGGGAAAUUCAAAUUUAUAUUUUUAAAAAAUAUGUCAUGUGUUUAAACUUUGAUAAAAGCAUUACAUAUACAUUGUAUUUUUCUGCCUGGUAUCAAAGUAUGUGUUGUAUGAACUGAAUAUAUUUGUUCAAGAAAAUAUUUCCAAGGUGCUAUAAUUAUACUAUUUGGUUGCAAUGUGACUUGAUUAAUUGAUGCUGGUACAUGUAUCUUGCCUGUUAUUUUAUGCAAAUAUUUUACAUUCCAGUAUUUUUUUUAAGUAGUCAUAGGUAUGACAUCAUGCCCUGUGGAAUAAAAAUUGGGAAGAAUG